Molecule: messenger RNA, 2201 nt
Organism: Chelmon rostratus (copperband butterflyfish)
Lineage: Eukaryota; Metazoa; Chordata; Actinopteri; Chaetodontiformes; Chaetodontidae
Gene: cstpp1
Product: chromosome 6 C11orf49 homolog
Exons: 9
Coding region: 199-1236 (345 amino acids)
Source: RefSeq, a predicted model, not a curated record
UGCUAUGUUGCUCGGGGGCAUUUAAUUAAUGUAACUCACAACAUCCCGUUUCCAUGGAGGUCCACCAUGUCAGGACAGUCAGUGCUAUGACAGACAGCAAAAUCCCAAGUCUACAGAAAUGAAAGGAAGCCAUUCAGUCGUCUACAAAGCUCACCAGACAAGCCAUCGAUUAAAGCUACAUACACCUCAAGCUGAUAAAUGUUAACUUCAACGUUAUCUCCUGAGAGGACGACCAGAAUGAACCGUUUAAAUUCCACCGUCCCGGUUGACGAAUACCUCGCGGACAGUAAUGUGCUGUUUUACAUGAAUGACGCAGUGACCCAGCUGCUGGAACAUAAAGAGGAAUACACCCAGUUCGGGGUGAUCCGCUACUUUGCUGAAUAUUUCAGCAGUGUGAAGAACAGUAACCACGUCCUCUUCAGAGAGUAUAACUACAUCAGGGCCACUCUUCAUAACCGAGCCUCCUUCAUCAGAGUCUUCUGGAGAUGCUACAGACAGAUCGGCAAGAGUGGAGACUUACUGUCCAUGCUGGAGUACAGGUCUCUGCUGCAGCUACUGUGUCCAGACUUCCCAGCGGAGAUGGUACAGACUGCAGCCAGAAUUGUCCUGAUGGACGACGCCAUAGAUUGUCUGAUGUCUUUUGCUGAUUUCCUUUAUGCCUUCCAGCUGCAGUUCUACUACCAAGAGUUCCUGGACAGUGUGCUGCUGAUCUACCAGGAUCUGUUAUCGGGGAAGAGCCCUAACACCGUCAUUGUCCCCACGUCCACCUCCAUCGAGCAGCUGCCCUCUGUGGCUGCAGAGGAGAACGACAGGGAGGAGCAGCAGCAGGACGGGGUGGAGCCAUCCACUCUGGCUCAGUGUAUAGACGCCUUCUGUGACAGGUUCAAACGCAGUCAUCCUCCCAGGUCCUGUAUGAGGGAAGCACUGGGACACACUGACAAAGUGUCUUAUUACAGCUUCCUAAUGAGCCUGGCUAAACAUGAGAGCAUCAACCAGACUAUUGGAGCGUUACCCAGCAAGGCAGAGUUGCUCAUUGACCCAGAGAUGGACCAGGAACUGGACAAACUAAUCGCCCAGAUCUCAGUGAGUCCUGGCAGCAACAGCAGUGGCAGUGCUGUGGGGGGGCUGAAGGAGGUGCAGAGGAAGGCCUCCCCCAGGAGGAACAUCCACCACAGGAGAAAGAUGGAGGUGGAAAGCGACGGCUCCACGGAGGAGACCGACUCCUCUGAAAAUUGACCUCUAAGCUUUCACCGCUCUGUCGCAUGUCCCCUCCAUCUUACACCCAUGAAAACGUCCCUGCCCAUUAUUUGCUAUGUGAACGAACACACCAGUCGUAGAUAAGUGCACAUCAGUGCGAGAGAGCACUCCACCCCAUGACAGAUACAUGUCAUGUUUUCUUGUUGUCCAGUAUUUAUGUCCAGACGAACAGUGAGGGAUCAGAAUACCUCUGACUGCAGGGCUGCGCUGUGGAUUCACGGUUGAUGCUACUAUUCUUUAUGCUGUGUGGUCCUGAUGAAGUCCCGUGUCUGAACAUGGCCAUGUGACAUGCCACUGCUCUGCAGCUGCAGUGUGUUUGGAACUUUCUUGUAUUCUCUCCAAACAAAGUGUUUGUAUCCUCCUCAGCAUUGUUCAUGUUCAUUGUCAUUGCCCUUGCUAGCAAUGAAUAGUAUAACCAAGCUGAAUAUCAGCAUCAACACUCCAGUUAAUACUCACUGACAAAUAUUUAGAAUUUUCCCUGCAAUUCAGUUGCUGCUACAUUUCUUAUGUUAGCACACCAUCCUUACUUAUUAGCUCACGCUAAUGAGUGAAUGUAUUCCUGCUGCUUUAAAUGUUCCUGCUGAAAGGAUUGCCUCGACACUAAAACUCUGAAGUUCCCAUAAGAAAGUGAAAAGUAUUAGAAUAAAUCCAGCAUCGAUUGCAGUGCUAGAUAUGUGUUCUGUAUGUUUUUCACGCUGUUGUGUUGAGCAUGUAAAAGGCCAGGGACUCUGAGUUUGUGAAGGUGUAGUUCCUCCUCUUCCUGCCUGUUCAUGACCGGCACAGUGAGCAGCUCAAGCAUGAACUGUACUUACAGCACUAAGUUAUGUAUUACUUUUUUUUAUGAUGAAUAGAAUGACACUAAGCUUAAUAUGCAAAUGUGAGAUGACGCAUAUGAAGAUCCUUCAUCACACUGUGAAUAAUAAAGAUGUAACUGUGAUGCCUCA